GAGAGAGAGAAAGUUUUUUUCUUUUUGAGUUGAUUUUUAUUCUUCUUUACUUCUCUUUUUCGUCAAACCAAAACAAAUCCAACGGUGUUCGUGUUCUUCAUCCUCCUCAAAGAAGAAGAAGACAACCCAAGACCCAACAAUCCUUUCCUUAAAUCUCAUCUUCAUCUUCUCCUCUUCUCAAGCUUUUGUUUUUGAUCCUUGUGUUCAAAUUUGGGGGUUAUUGUCUAGAAAUGGAAGAUGGGUCUGAAGCAGACAAGAACAAAACACCUGAAGGUGUUGCUGCUACUGAGAGUAAGAGUAAACGGAAAAUGAAAACAGCUGCUCAGCUUGAAGUUCUUGAGAACACCUACAAAGCUGAGCCGUAUCCUUCGGAAGCUAUAAGAGCGGAUCUCUCAGUUCAGCUGAAUCUCUCCGACAGGCAGCUACAGAUGUGGUUCUGUCACCGCCGUCUUAAAGACCGCAAAUCUUCUACUCCGACCAAACGCCAGCGUAAAGAGUCCACACCCUCCGCGGCUGAGUCCUCCAAACAGGCCGUCAAUGCCGCUGAUUUGGUGGCGGGAAUUGAGCAUAACUCUUUUGAUUCUAGAAGAACAGCUCGAGGAGGCGGCGGUGGUGGUGGUGUAACGGUGGUCAGGCGGUUUAAUGAACCGUCUCCGGCUGAGGUUAGAGCUGUCGGUUACGUGGAAGCUCAAUUGGGAGAGCGUCUGAGAGAUGACGGACCCAUUCUUGGAAUGGAGUUUGAUCCUUUACCUCCUGGUGCUUUUGGGACUCCUAUAGAGAUGCCAAGCCAUCGAAAGGCAGCGACUAGGCCGGCGUUUGAGACCAACUUAUAUGUCCGGCCCGAUGCAAAGCCUGUUAAAGAUUCUGUGAGGACUAUUCGUGAGUAUCAGUUCCUUCCUGAGCAACCAUCUUCCGAAAGAGCUUCUCCAGCGUCACAUCAUUAUGGAGUUCCGCUUGAUGCUUCAGUGGUAAUGAGGGCUUCAUCAGUGUCUGGUGGACAUCGGGAUGACUAUAAAGUUUCGCCGCAGAUACCAAAUUUGAACCUUUCAGCUCAUCAAGUGAAACUAGGGCACGUCUCUUCGCAUAAUUUGGGUGAAUACGACUCACCGUACCAGAAGAGCUAUGUGGAUCCUGCCCUACAUGGAAACGAGGAUCCUUUUGUGAAACCCGUGAGAGAAGUUGGUAAUGAUGAUGAUGAGGAUGAGGAUGAUGGUGAUGAUGUUCUCCUGCAACUCGAGAGAAAACGCAAGAGUGAAGAAGCGAGAAUAGCUCGGGAAGUCGAGGCUCAUGAGAAGAGAAUCCGAAAAGAGCUUGAGAGACAAGAUAUGCUGAGACGAAAGAGAGAGGAGCAAGUAAGGAAAGAAAUGGAGAGGCAAGACCGUGAAAGACGUAAAGAGGAAGAACGGCUUUUACGUGAAAGGCAGAGAGAGGAAGAGAGGUACCACAAAGAGCAGAUGAAAGAGAUGCAGCGAAGAGAGAAGUUCUUGAAGAAAGAAACAAUCAGGGCUGAGAAAAUGCGACAGAAAGAAGAGAUGCGCAGGGUAAAAGAGGUUGCAAGGCUUAAAGCUGCUAAUGAGAGGGCCAUGGCUCGUAAAAUUGCUAAGGAAUCAAUGGAACUGAUUGAAGACGAACGCUUAGAACUCAUGGAGGUUGCGGCGUUAGCCCAAGGAUUACCUUCAAUGCUCGCCCUCGACUUUGAAACUCUACAAAACCUUGAUGCAUAUAGAGAUAAGCAGGUGACAUUUCCCCCAACAUCUGUAAAUUUGAAAAAGCCUUUUGCUGUGAAACCAUGGAAUGGUUCUGAUGAGAAUAUUGCAAAUCUUCUUAUGGUGUGGAGAUUCUUAAUCACUUUCGCUGAUGUUCUUGGCCUUUGGCCAUUUACUCUUGAUGAGUUUACUCAAGCAUUUCAUGACCACGACCCACGACUCAUGGGAGAGAUUCACAUUGUCCUUUUGAAGACUAUAAUCAAAGAUAUUGAAGGUGUUGCAAGAACACUUUCAGUCGGCGUUGGAGCGAACCAGAACGCUGCAGCUAAUCCCGGAGGGGGUCAUCCUCAUGUCGUGGAGGGUGCAUAUGCGUGGGGUUUUGACAUACGCAGCUGGAAAACAAACUUGAAUGUUUUUACUUGGCCUGAGAUCUUGAGGCAACUAGCUCUCUCUGCCGGGUUGGGACCGGAACUAAAGAAACAGGACAUUAAAACCAUGUCUGUUCACGAUGAAAACGAGGCCAACAACUCUGAGAACGUGAUUUUCAACUUGAGGAUUGGAGCAGCAGCUGAGAAUGCUUUUGCCAAGAUGCAAGAAAGAGGUCUUUCUAAUCCGAGACGUUCACGGCAUCGUUUGACUCCAGGAACAGUUAAAUUUGCUGCCUUUCAUGUUCUGUCUAUUGAAGGUGAAAAAGGUUUGACAAUUCUCGAGGUUGCAGAGAAGAUUCAGAAAUCAGGAUUGAGGGAUCUAACUACGAGCAGGACACCUGAAGCUUCGGUUGCUGCUGCGCUGUCUCGAGAUACAAAACUAUUUGAGAGAGUAGCUCCUUCUACGUACUGUGUGCGUCCUUCCUAUAGAAAGGAUGCAGGUGAUGCCGAGACUAUAUUUGCUGAAGCGAGGGAGAGAAUACGCAUGUUCAAAAGCGGUGUUACCGAUGUGGAAGAUGUUGAUGAAGCUGAGAGAGAAGAAGAUUCCGAAAGCGAUGUAGGAGAUGAUCCAGAGGUUGACUUGAACCUCAAAAAGGAAGAUCCUGAUGCUCUGGAGAUAGAAAAGUUAACCGGUGUAGAAAAUGGGAAACUGGAAACCGAACCGGGCCUACCACUUACUCCCUCUCUCCUGGAGGAUACAAAAGCUGAGAAAAUAGAUAUCUUACCAAAUCAAUCUCCAGAGGAUACUGUAGCAGAUGAAGGUGACAGUGCUGAUUUUGACGUGAGUAAACUUGGAGAACAAUGGGUGCAAGGACUCGUAGAAGGAGACUAUUCGAGUCUCAGCGUCGAGGAACGUUUAAAUGCACUUGUUGCUCUGAUUGGUAUUGCAAUCGAAGGAAACACAAUCCGAAUCUCCCUUGAGGAACGUUUGGAAGUUGCGAGUGCGUUAAAGAAACAAAUGUGGAGUGAAGUACAACUCGAGAAACGAUGGAAAGAAGAGUCUUUGAUUCGUGCGAAUUACCUUUCGUACCCAACACCGAAGCUUGGGACUCAAGAAAGUCCAUCAGCAGAUCAUGUGGCGCCAAUCUCCGCACAGGACCCGUUGAGUAUCGAUGUAGCAGGACCAAGCUUGCAGUUGCAAGAGAAUGUAUCUGGAAUGGAGAAUUCGCAGUAUCAUCAGCAGCAGCAGCAGAGUUACACAGCGGACAGAGAAAGGCUCCGUGCAGAGUUGAAAGCGUACGUUGGAUAUAAAGCUGAGGAGCUUUAUGUGUACAGAUCACUUCCGCUCGGCCAAGAUCGAAGACGCAACCGUUAUUGGCGGUUUUCGGCAUCCGCCUCAAGGAACGAUCCUGGUUGUGGUAGGAUAUUCGUUGAACUUCAGGAUGGUCAAUGGAGACUCAUUGAUUCAGAAGAGGGCUUUGACUGUUUGGUGAAGUCACUAGAUGUCCGUGGUGUACGUGAAUCACAUCUGCAUUUCAUGUUGCUAAAGAUCGAAGCUUCUUUUAAAGAAGCAGUGAGGAGUAAUGUGGAGACGAGUACCGGCUUAGACUUGGAUUCUGAUACUGCGGAGAUCUCCUCAACGUUUAAGAUAGAGCUAGGGGAUGGUGACAGAAUCGGAGUGUUGCAACGGUUCCAGAGUUUUGAGAGAUGGAUGUGGGAUAAUAUGCUUCAUCCUGGUGUGUUAUCCGCGUUUAAGUACGGUGCCAAGAAGAGCACUCCGCUUUUCCACAUUUGCAGAAGCUGUGCGGAACUAUACUUUGCAGGAGAUGUUUGCUGCCCUGGUUGUGGUCAGAUGAUGCCUUGUGGUUUGGAUGAUAGUGAGAUGUGUUUCGCUGACCAAGUGGCUCAACUCGGUGAAAUUUUGAGAAGAGACGCUGGAUUCAUAUUACGUGGCUCGAUGUUGGUUCCUCUCAAGAUAAGACUACUCAAGAUUCAGUUAGCACUUGUUGAAGCUUCUCUUCCCCUGGAAGGACUUCAAACUCAUUGGACAGAGAGUCUCAGAAAAACUUGGGGUCUUAAGCUGUUGUCAUCAAGUUCCCCUGAAGAACUUCAUCAGGUUCAAUGUUUUUCCCCAAAUUGUGCAUUGAUCUUUCUUUCGGACAGUGCUGAUCCCAUCGUCUUGGUUUCAGGUUCUGACGAUGUUAGAGGUGGCGCUAAAGAGAGACUUCCUGUCUUCAAACUUUGAAACAACUUGUGAACUCUUGGAUUUAUCAGAAGAAGCUCUUGUCAGAGAUGUUAAAGUAGUACCGUGGAUACCGAACACCACGGGAGGUGUAGCUUUGAGACUCUUUGAACUCGACAGCUCCAUUUCUUACACACCUGAUCAAAACAAGGAUCCUCAAAAAGACAAAGAAUCUGAAGAUUUUGUAGGUUUGGAGACGAAUUUUCUUAGGAAUGUUCAAGAACAGGACGUAAUCGAGGCUACUCCGGUGCAAGUUGCUUUCGCUCAAGAAGACACGGAGCCUGGUUCAGGUAGAGGUCGACCACCACGAGGACGUGGCCGGCCUCGUUCCCAACGUGGCAAGAAACCAUCGCUGGCUUCUGGUAAACCACCGCGAGGUGCAGCAAACUCAAAUGAUGAACCAAUGUUGAGGCCGAAAGCUCAACCAUGUGGGGGUAGAAAGAAAGGACGACGCAGCGGCACCAGGACAAGACCGACGAAAGGAACACUCGGUAUAUCCAAUGAAGUAGUAUUAGGAGGACGUCGGGGUAAGGAAGUGAAUGUAAAUGCCAAAACCGCUCUUCACGAUUGGGUGGAAACGCCUGAUGAUGAUGAUGAAGAAGCUAGCAGCUCGGGGAGAUCGUUUCAGUACGAUGAUGUGAUGGCUCCGGUUGAUGACUUUGGGGAAUCAAGUAAAUUAGUAGGUAGAGGUGAGUUUAGUUUACAUAGUGAUGAUGAAUACGAAGAAGAAGAAGAAGACAUGGACACGAAAAUGAAUGUUGAUGAUGAUUACAUAAACGAGGAUUCUGAUGGUAGAGAGCAGCCGCCGGAGAUGAUAAGCAUGGAUGCAGCUCGGAGAAAGUUUCCGUUUGAAGAUCCUGAUCUUACAUCUUCAUCUUCCUCUGAUUUUCAGUGACUAAUUAGAGACAGGAAACUACUCUGCGUGUCUUUUUGUUUGUUGUAUUCUUCCAGGUUUCUUAGUUUAAACAUUUAUCAUUAACCUUUUUUAAAAAGAAAAUGUAACAUCAGUGUGAUCUCUUCAUCGUAAAAGCUUCUACUGUUAUAUCGGAAAUGAGUAAGAAUCAUUAUUGCAGGUUUUGUAAGGUGAGUUUUUUAGGGGAAUAUAAGAAAUUGUUUAAAGUAGUAUUUUAAAAUAAUGUUACAACGAGUACACAUUAAGAUAUAUAAUGGUGGUGUAAUGAUAUAUGGUCAUCGU
Messenger RNA from Eruca vesicaria subsp. sativa (arugula), 5511 nucleotides. NCBI's taxonomy places the organism in Eukaryota, Viridiplantae, Streptophyta, Magnoliopsida, Brassicales, Brassicaceae. The record is from the annotation of a GenBank genome assembly.